AUGGAGCGAAUUCUGGCGGACGAGGCGCGGGAGGACGCGCUAGUGGUCGACGUCCGGCAGGUGGCGGGCGGCGGCGACGUGACGGCGCUAUGGCGCGCGUGCGAGGAGAGCGUGGCCGUUAGGGGCGCGCGCAGCGUGGAGUGGAGUGCAGAGGGCGUGCUGCGGAAGAAGCUCACCACACCGCAUGCCAUCUCGCAGGUGCUGCUCCAUGUCAUUUCUCAUGCCAUCUCCCAGGUGCUGCUCUCAUGUCAUUUCUCAUGCCAUCUCGCAGGUGGUGCCCUCAUGUCAUUUCUCAUGCCAUCUCCCAGGUGCUGCUCUCAUGUCAUUUCUCAUGCCAUCUCGCAGGUGCUGCUCUCAUGUCAUUUCUCAUGCCGUCUCCCAGGUGAUCAUUGCUCGCAUGCCGUCUCCCAGGCGGCGUGGGUGCGAAUGCAUGGAGAGGCAGCGCGCUCAUGGCUCGCGCUGCUGCACGCGGAUGGGCUCGCACUCGCCGCCACCAAUGGUGACAUGCACGAGAUGCCGCUGCCCUUCUCUUCCUCGCGCCUCUGGCCCCUCCCCAUCGGCCUGCUGCUGCAGCCCCUGCCGUCCCAGCCAUCUCUGCCGUCCAUGCCACCACACACACACGCCAUCCCCCCAUCUACACCUCUCCCCAUCCACCCCCUCUCCCCCUCCCCCGCCGCACCUUUUCCGCCCUCCCCUCCCUUUGCCUUCCCCGUCCCCACUGCUGCUACUGCUCCCUUCCCCUCGCCCGCCUCCCCCAUUCCAUUCCCGGCUCUGUCCUCCCACACUCCUGCCAUCACCCCCUCCCUGCCUGCCCCUGCCACUGGGACCACGCACUUGGGGAGGGCGCACAUGGAUUCGGGGUGCUUCACGCUCUCACAUGCUCAUGAUGAACUACAGGUGAGGGAGCUGCUGGUGAGGGAGCUGCUGGUGAGGGAGCUGCUGGUGAUGGUGCUGCUGGUGAUGGUGCUGCUGGUGAUGGUGCUGCUGGUGAUGGUGCUGAUGCUUUACACAUCCGUUUCUUCCCCUUUCUCCCUCAUUCUCUCCCCCUAUUACUCGACCACUCUUCCUGGCACUAUCCUCAACGUGCACUCUCUUCCCGGCACCCCUCCCCUUCCAGCCAGUGGCCAUGGAAGGCGGGUCACCAUGGCAGCAGGGAGGGUGGCAAUGGAGGGCGGGCCGCCAUGGCAGCAGGGGGGACCCGAGGAGGUGCUGUGGUCGUCCACCGAGGUGCCGCUGCUACCAUGGUCACGCCCCUCCUCUCUCCGUCACCCCCCUUCCCACCGUCCUGCCCAUCCCUUCCCCGGGCAGCCAGUGGGCAUGGAAGGCGGGCCGCCAUGGCAGCAGGGAGGAUGGGGCGAGGAGGUGCUGUGGUCGUCCACGGAGGUGCCACUGCUCGCCACCUUCAACCACGCCCGUCGCCAGCACUCCGUGUGGCACCUGCGCUACCUCCCACAACGCUUCCUGCACCAGUCACCUGACGCCACGUCAGCAGCUGAGCAGGAUGCGCUGAUUGCCGGGCUGAGCCCCGUGUCUCCUGCAACUGCUGCUGUGAGGGCGGCGGGGGUGAGGGGGGCGGGGGUGAGGAGACCAGGCGUGGAGGGCGUAGGGGCAGGGGGAGGGGGCAGUGGGGGUGGGGGGGAUGCGGGCAUGGUGGGCGAUCUGAGGCUGCAGGCGGGGCGAGGGGAUGUGGGGGGGAGCGUGGGCAGUGGGGGAAGGCGGGGGAGGGGAGGUGCGGCAGGCACGGCAGCAGCGGCGAAGCUGAGUCGUUUUGCAGGGGGUGGGGGGGAUGGGGGGGCUGGUGGAGGGGUGGGUGGGAAAGCAGCAGGCGGACAUGCUGGGAGUGCUCGGGGGAGCAUGGAGGGGCAGACGGUGGGGGGAGGGGCGGGUGGGCGGGACGGGGGCGGUGGGGAGGCAAGGACGGGAGGCGAGAGCCACACAGCUUCCAGCACCGCUCUGCACCGCAUCAAACGCUUUCUUCUCCUUGUGGACCGGCAUGGCUCGCUCAUGCUGAUGCACGGCCCUCUGCUGCUCUGGCGGGCGCCCUGCACCACCUUCCUCGCCCACCAUGGCAUCCAUGUGGACCAAUCAGAAUUCGCCACGUGUCCCCUGCGACUGGGUGCUGGCCUGGGAGACCGUGUGUCCAUUGUUCUCCCCAACAACCAGCAUCGCUUCCAAGUCAAGCUAGCAGUCGCUGCCCACCUGCCUGCCAGGUGUCUCGCUGCCAUUCGUGCAAGCCCCUUCCCCCGCCGCCUCUCCCACGGCCUGCGCUGCGCCCUGCUCGCCCCGCACCUCUGGCGACUGCAGCAGCAACAGCGCAGGGGGGAGCAGAAGGCAGGGGAGCGUGUGGAGGGAGGUGGUGGGGCGGAUGAGGGGCGGCGAGUGGAGGACAUGGAAAGAGAGAGGAAGCAGGAGGGAGAGAGAGAAGGGGAGCAGGGCGCAGAGGCGAUGGAGGUGGAUGGUGAGGGCGACAGGGGCAGUGCAGGCAGGGGGGCACAAGGAGGUGCGAACGAAGGGGGCAGGUGGAACGAGGCACAUGCAGGCGAGGGGAGUCAAGCAGCAGCAGGUGGGGAGGGAGGGGGCGAGGCGGGGCAGUCAGCAUGGGAGGGGCUGCUGGGCAGCCGGCACCACCGCCACCUGCUGCUCGCCGGUGCUCCCCCCUGGAUGCCCUUCCCCCUCCCCUCACCGCCCACUAGUGCGCACGCUGCUCCCCCUCGCCCUGCUGCUGCCAGCUCUGCUGCAACGGGCAGUGGGCCUGGGGGGCCGAGAGGGGGGUACAGGGAGGGCGUGCAGGUGGGGGGAGAGUGGGGCGAGGGCGGGGAGGGCGUGGGGGUGGGGGAGCUGGUGGAGUUGCUGCGGGCGCUGCACGGCAUGUAUGAGGAGAGCCGCCUUGACGCCCUCUGCCGCAGCACACUGCCCCCACAUCCUGCACUGCCAUCCGUGGUGCCGUGUGUCUUCACCUGGUUGGCUCGCGCCGCGCAGUACGGUCCAAAGCAUGCCGCCCCUUGGCUGGCGUGGAUGCCGCCCUCCUUGCUGUCCGCCGCCGCCCAGCCCACGCUGGGCACCGCAGGGCAGGCGGCAGAGAAAGUGGGGGAAGAGGAGGUGGGCAUGGGGGAGAGGAGAGGCAGAGAGGCGAGAGGAGGGCAGGGAGCAAGGGAGGGCAGGGGUGUGCAGGAGGGCGGUGAGUGGUGGGAGGAGUGGGGGGGCGAGGGGGAAGGGGGGCCUGGGCUGCUGCCCCUGGUGGUGGGGCUCUUCUCGCUGCUCUUCCCCCGCGGUGCCUGGUCCCGCCCUGCUGCCCGCGCGCCCUCUAAGGCCAGGCAGAGGCCUGCGGUGGGGGGAAGGGCACCGGGUGGCGGGAAGGCAGGCAGCGAUAGGGGAGGAGGAAAAGCAGGAGCAGCGGGGGCUGAGAGUGGGGGCGGGGGCGUGGUGGCAGCAGCAGGGGAGCACAGUGUGGCGGGCGUGAGUGAGCGGUGUGUGGCAGCCAUGGUGGCGGCACGCAUGGGGAGGUCCGACCUGCAGAGGCUGCCCCCUGCCGUCGCCCUGCCCCUGCUGCAGGCCCUGCACGUGUGCAGGGAGAACCCUCCCCCCGGGUGGCCAGCAGCAGCAUACGUGCUGGUGGGGAGGGACGACCUCGCUGCCACCGCCACCGCCUGCCUGCGCUGCUUCUCUCUCCACCACCACUCGCCACUGCCUCACUGCCCCUCCCCUCACUCGCAUCUCAGCAGCACCGGGGAAGGCAGCACCACUGCAACCUUUUCACCACACACCACUGCAUCGCCGCACUCCCCACACUCCCUCUCGCCACUCGCCUUCUCCUUCCCUCCCACUGUGCUCGUGCGCCCGCUCUCCCCUUUCCCCUCAUCCCCCCACCCCGCCCUGCACCCCUCCCUCGCCCUCCCGGGAUCCCACGCCUCUCAAGGCCUCGCCUCCGCCUCAGGGGUGGGCGUGGGGGGCAUGGGGGCAGGGGCGGGCAGUGGGGUGGGGGUGGCAGGGGUAUCGGAUGCAGCGGGGGUGGGAGGGGGGGGGGCAGGUGUGGAGGGGGCGGGCGGUGAGGGCAUGGUGGUGGACGGCAUGGAGCAUCUGCUGCUGCCUCCUGCCCGCUCCCUGCUGGCCUUACGCUUUCCCUGCGACCUGCGUCUUGCUGAGGUGAGCACGGGUCGAGGUGCGGGUGUGGUGUGGAAAGGGGGGGGGAGGGAGGGCGGCGAGGGCAUGGUGGUGGACGGCAUGGAGCAUCUGCUGCUGCCGCCCGCCCGCUCCCUGCUGGCACUGUGCUUCCCCUGCGACCUGCGCCUUGCUGAGGUGGGGCUGGACGGCUCGCUGGGCAACCUAUCAGAGCUCGCCACGUGGCCGGAGUUCCACAAUGGUGUGGCAGCCGGCCUCAAGCUCGCCCACCUCUUCAACCUAUCCUUGUUACAAGCAUUCGCACCUGCCCGUGUCCCCGCCCUGCUCUCCCAACCAGCGGGGCACGGUGACGCGGGCAUGGGUGGGUGGUGUGCAACCGGCCAGUGGAGGCAAGCAGUGCGCACGGCGUGGUGCUGCUCUGUUGAGUCCACUCAAAAGCUCCAUCCCUGCCUCUCCCUGCCCCUCCCUGACCCACACCAGCCGGGCACAGUGACGCGGGCAUGGGUGGUGUACAACCGUCCCUCAGAGGCGUCGAGUGCGCACGGGGGGUUGCUCAUGGCGCUGGGGCUGCGCGGCCACCUGCGUGUGCUCGCCCCCACCGACUUCUUCCGUGACCUUGCCCUCGAGCACGAGGCAACGACGGUGGGCGUGCUGCUGGGCGCUGCUGCAUCGUACCGUGCCACAAUGGAUGCCAAUAUCUGCAAGAUGCUCUAUCUGCACAUCCCAUCGCGCCACCCGCCUUCCUUCCCCGACCUCGAGCUCCCUCCCAGCAUUCAGACAGCAGCGCUGGUGGGGGUGGGGCUGCUGCACAUGGAGUCAGCACACCGCCUCACCACCGAGAUCUUGCUCGACGAGAUAGGCCGCAAGCCGGAGGGGGAGGGCAGCAUGGAGAGGGAGGGCUACUCCCUCGGAGCUGGCCUCGCACUGGGGCUAGUCACCCUCGGGUUCGGGUUUAAAGUGUGGCGUUUCAUAUGUGCCGUUCUGGGUGUGGCGUUUCAUAUGUGCCGUUCUGGGUGUGGCGUUUCAUAUGUGCCGUUCUGGGUGUGGCGUUUCAUAUGUGCCGUUCUAGCACCAGGAGCCAUUCUCGCACUCGCCAUGAUGUACCUUCAGUCGAACAACGAGGCGGUGGCGGCGCGCCUGGCCCCGCCAGCAACGCACUUUGCUCUCGAGUUUGUGCGCCCCGACUUCAUCCUCCUGCGCGUCCUCGCGCGCUCCCUCAUCCUCUGGGACAGGUGCGCGCAUCCUCUGGGACAGGUGCGCGCAUCCUCUGGGACAGGUGCGCGCAUCCUCUGGGACAGGUGCGCCCAUCCUCUGGGACAGGUGCGCCCAUCCUCUGGGACAGGUGCGCCCAUCCUCUGGGACAGGUGCGCCCAUCCUCUGGGACAGGUGCGCCCAUCCUCUGGGACAGGUGCGCCCAUCCUCUGGGACAGGUGCGCCCAUCCUCUGGGACAGGUGCGCCCAUCCUCUGGGGCAGGUGCGCCCAUCCUCUGGGACAGGUGCGCCCAUCCUCUGGGACAGGUGCGCCCAUCCUCUGGGACAGGUGCGCCCAUCCUCUGGGACAGGUGCGCCCAUCCUCUGGGGCAGGUGCGCCCAUCCUCUGGGACAGGUGCGCCCAUCCUCUGGGACAGGUGCGCCCAUCCUCUGGGACAGGUGCGCCCAUCCUCUGGGACAGGUGCGCCCAUCCUCUGGGGCAGGUGCGCCCAUCCUCUGGGACAGGUGCGCCCAUCCUCUGGGACAGGUGCGCCCAUCCUCUGGGACAGGUGCGCCCAUCCUCUGGGACAGGUGCGCCCAUCCUCUGGGACAGGUGCGCCCAUCCUCUGGGACAGGUGCGCCCAUCCUCUGGGACAGGUGCGCCCAUCCUCUGGGACAGGGCUGCGCUAUGCAGGUUCAGCCAAUGGCGAAGCAGAGAAGCUUCUCCGAAGCUACGCACUGCUGUUCUUCUUCCUCCGAGAGCGCCGGCCCGUCACGGCGGGCUGCCCAUUUGCCGUGCCACUGCAGCACUGGCGGGCGCUGCUGGACGCCCGCACACUCGACACCGCCGUCAACGCUGCCGUGCUCUCCCUCUCCCUCGUCAUGGCAGGAACGGGCCAUCUGCCAUCGCUGCGUCUGCUGCGUUUCUUCCAUCGCCGUACCGCUGAUGCCGCCGAUGCCGCUGCUGUCAACGCCGCAACCACCUAUGGCUCGCACAUGGCGGUGAGCAUGGCGAUCGGCUUCCUGGCCCUAAGCGCCUGUCAGGCCACCUUCUCCACUUCGCCUCCUGCCGUGGCAGCGCUGCUGCUCGCGCUCUUUCCGCACUUCCCCUCCUCGCCCUCCGACCACCGCUGCCACCUGCAGGCGUUGCGGCAUUUCUGGGUGUUGGCGGUGGAGGAGAGGGCGUUCGUGGAGGCUGUGGAUGUGGACACGUGGCAGCCUGUCAUUGCUCCAUUGCACCUCACCCUCAAGCCCUCUGACUCCUCCAGCCCAGCCGCGCUGUCGCUGCACACGCCGUGCCUGCUGCCGCCGCUGCCUCAGGGUGGUAGCGGUGGGGGUGCAGCAGAGGGCGAGGGGGGAGGCCAUGGGUCGCGCAUGGGGGAGGAGUCACCGCCCGCCUCAGCGAGGAGCAUGGCAGCCGCCCUGCCAGUGGCCGACCCCGUCCUCUCCGCCUUCCACCGCCUCUUCUGCCGCCCCUCACCGCACACUGCUGUUCAACCCCGCGAACUCUCAAGCCAUGAGGGCUUCUCAUCCGCCUGCCAGGCAGCGCUGCUCAUGGCACAUGCAGCGGAGCAGCCAGAGCUGCUGGAGGUCCUCCUCUCUCUCGCCACCACCUGCCAGGCCGUGAGCUCGCUGCCUCACGAGCGCGCCACCUCUGGCCCUGCACUGCCCUGCCUCGUCUCCUCCUUCCAGGUGACCUCCUCCGGCCCUGCAUUCUUGUAG
This is a messenger RNA of Closterium sp. Yama58-4, 7032 nucleotides long. The record is from the annotation of a GenBank genome assembly. Lineage: Eukaryota; Viridiplantae; Streptophyta; Zygnematophyceae; Desmidiales; Closteriaceae.